This is a messenger RNA of Xiphias gladius (swordfish), 5449 nucleotides long. Its product is annotated as beta-1,4-galactosyltransferase 3. Gene Ontology annotation, molecular function: glycosyltransferase activity. Gene Ontology annotation, biological process: carbohydrate metabolic process. The record is from RefSeq and is a predicted model, not a curated record. NCBI's taxonomy places the organism in Eukaryota, Metazoa, Chordata, Actinopteri, Istiophoriformes, Xiphiidae. The transcript has 8 exons. Bases 1152 to 2369 code for a protein of 405 amino acids.
GGGAAAAUUGCUGCGCGACGCUGACUCUGCUCAGUCGCUCUUGGAGACUGCCGCACAUCGCGUCGCCCACACAGCAUCAACUUCAAAACAUAUCGGGCAUACGGAGGAAGUGGGGUAUGGUGGGGUUUAUCGAAGGCUAACAGCUACUUAACCAGCCGGGGGAUAAAAUCAGCCUGUCCGAGCCGUGCUGGAGUGAUUGGUCCAGUUCCUGUCCAUCCAGUGAGUCCAGUGGCUGUCGGCCCUGUGAGCAGCUUGAGGGGUCUGAGAGCUGUGGAUUGCAUCAUUAUGGAACAAUAGCAGUGGGAAUCAAAGCUCUCCCUCCUCCUCCUCCUCUUCCUCCACGUCCUCACCCAUUUCUUUUUCUCUCAGCCUGACUCUCCACUGAAACCCUCCCCCUAGCAAGUACACAGUCACCCACACACAUGCAACCGUCUGACCACUCCUCCCACGCUGGUCAUGGUCUACUCCCCCGGUCUCUCCAGUCAGUCAGGCAAGGCCUCCCUCAGGAGAGAACAUGAGGGAGAACAGAAGGCAGCAUAAAGCUCACAAAGGGAGGAAGAGAAAGCGAGAGAGUGAGUGAGAGACACUGACUCUGCCAUUUAUUUGACCGGAGGAGAAUGAGCUUCACAGGGCAGUGGAUGGAAUUCAGUGGUGGUGAGACUACAUGAUGUGGGACUGGCACUAUUACCCCACGCUUAUCACAAAUUGGACCAGCAGUCAACUUUGGAAAUAUUUGCCACAUACAAUUUUGGAAUUUUAAUAUUUUUUGGAAUAUUUUUCUAUUUUCCCUCUCCUUGGUGGUCUCUCUACAUUAUAGCCUACCAAAAGUGCCUUUUUUGUGUUACUUUUGCCAAUUUUUUUUCUCAUCUUACUUCAUAUUCAAAUUGCAUAUUUCGACAGAUUAUUGCUAGUAACUUAACAUACAGUAACCAUCACAUUAAAUGUGUGUUGCCAUAUUUUAGGUACAGCCAAGACACCUGCCUCCAUCAAAUACACAUUUGAGAAUCAUCACUCUAAUGAAUUUUAUUUCUGCUCGGGGACAGUGUAUUUAGCCUCACCAUUAAAUCCCUGAGAGUCAGGUUACUCAAGACUAGCGUGACUUUCUGCACUGCCUCCUCUGGAUCUCAGUUUUUGACGACAGAGCCAUCGCCAUGGUCACUAUCCAGUCUAAAUGGCGCUACCUUUUCAUGUUCCUGGGAAUACAGCUGGUGGUCAUGGCACUGCUGUCUCGGGAGGGAUACCAGAAGAGAGUCAACUACUUCAUCCGCAUCUUCCGCAAGCCCGACUCCACUGGUUUGUCAGGCCGCAACCACACAGGAGCCAGCAUCGCUGGAGGGGAUGUAUAUGCCAACCUCACCCACUUAUCCAAAGCUAAUAGCCAUGCAGAUGAAAUGCCCUACUGCCCCAAGACAUCCCCUUUUAUAGGUGGACCAAUCCACGUCAGUUUUCCAUCAGGUCUCACCCUGUCAGAGGUUCAGAGGAAAAAUCCACUCGUGGUACGUGGAGGACGCUAUAGGCCACCUGACUGUGAGGCGUGGCACCGAACAGCCAUCAUCAUCCCCCACAGACACAGAGAACACCACCUUAAGUUCCUGCUCUACUACCUACAUCCUUUUCUGCAGCGACAACAGCUCAACUAUGGAAUUUAUGUCAUUCAUCAGGCCGGGAACUACACUUUUAACAGAGCCAAGCUGAUGAAUGUGGGUUUCCGUGAAGCCAUGAGGGAGGAAGACUGGGACUGUCUCUUCUUCCAUGACGUGGACCUCAUUCCAGAGGACGAUCGCAACACAUACGUCUGCGACUCCAACCCUAAGCACGCAGCCAUCGCCAUGGACAAGUUUGGCUACAAGCUUCCGUACAAGAUGUACUUUGGAGGAGUGUCAGCUCUGUCGCCACUGCACUACCUCAAAAUGAAUGGGUUUCCCAACAACUACUGGGGCUGGGGGGGAGAGGACGAUGAUAUUGGAAUCAGGGUGUCUCUAGCGGGGAUGUAUAUCACUCGUCCAUCACUGAAGGUUGGUCGUUACAAGAUGAUUAAACACAAGCUGGACAAAGGAAAUGAUGUUAACCCAAAAAGGUUCAAUAUGCUGGCAAAGACACGUCAGACCUGGAAAUUGGAUGGGAUGAACACAGCUGAAUAUGAGAUCAUCUCAAGGCAAUACCUGCCCCUCUACACCAACAUCACUGUCAACAUUGGCACUGAGGCCGGUCUACACGCACCUCCUCCAACACCACCUCCUCCCGCCAAAGCUGCAGGCAAACCUGCGGCCAAAGCACCAGCCGAAGUCCUAGUAAAAGGCCCCGCAAAAAACCCUGCCAAACAGAAAAAGGGCCACUCAGAGAAACAUUCUACCCUAAAUGAGCGCUAAUCAUGUUUCACAUUGCCAUUACUUCAAUAGGAUAAUCCUAUCAGUACAUGCUGUAGGAUGGUGACUUUUCUUCUCAGUGGCCUGAAGUUUUUCGCUCAUUUUAAGCUUUUUCUGCAGGUAGUCAGGCCGUCAUUUGGGUGAUUAACGCACCUGGUUUAUUAAAAAUAAAAACAACAGACAUGAAUUUCUCAACCCUUAGGUGAUGGCUCACCACCUUGGUUCCUACGAUCCUCUUACAUCACUGAUUAUUCUUCCAAGGGGGGAGCCACAGCAAAGAGAGAAGGCUAAAAGUUGGACUCUAUGAGUUUGUAUAUCUACAGCGCUGUGGUCGCUGGUUAAACCUUGUGAUGCCUUAGAAUCUUGUUAUUUUUUUGUCUUUUCACUCGUGAUUUACAUUAUUUAGAAUACUGGGUUUAAUGGAGCAGUAGCUGCAAUUCCCAGUAGUCGCACUGUGCCACAACAGAGUCUGACUUGUUUUUUUUUUGUCUCAAAGCCAAUGAAUACAUGAGUGACAGUGUGUUUCCAGUUGAAUGUGUGAAGCUGCUACAGUGAGUACUAAAUGAAGGAACUUGUAUUACUGUAACUACUAUUACUGCUUCUGACAUAACAGUGCACAUAUCCGUAUAUCUGUCUUGAAAUAUCUGGGCCUUAGAUUAGAAGGGGUUCCUAAAGAGAGAUGCUGUUCUACUUAGGUUUAGCUUGUAUAUCAAAAUAUAGGCUAAAGCUUUCUAAUGUUUUCAAAGCUAAGGAUGCUGUACACAUACAUUUUCCUCUUAUCAUAUUCAUUAGAAUUACCAGUGGGAACGAAUAAAGUGAAAGCACUUCAGUUCUGUACACCAAGGCCAAGGUACAGUUCCUCUGUGUAGCGUUUAUCUUAGCAUAAUCAGUGCAUUCAGAUCAGCCUUUCAAAUAAUUUCCCUAUAUUUCAGCAUAUCCACUCUCUACAACAUUUGAUACAAUUGUCUUUUUUUUCCUGGUGUUUAUGUGUAUUUGCCUUUAUCAAAUACAGCAGCUCUUGGUGACUCAGAUCAGUCCUCUGCCUUCAGAUGAGCUUGCGAUUCACAUCAAAAUAGUCUCUUUGCUUCACCUUUUUACAUACGCACACACACACACACACACACACACACACACACAGAGAGAGAUUAUGUACAGUUUACUAUACAGGUCUUCGGUAAAUGUCACCCUCAAGACUGCGGGCUUGCUCCCUCAACACUUUAUAUGCAGUGAACCUUGAUAAUGUGCUAUUUUUUAAAAAUAUCUUUUGCGCCUCUCCUGUCCCUCAUCUACACAAAUCUUUGAAAAUGAAAUGAACUAGAAAAAGCAUUUUCUCUGCACAAAAACAGUAACUUCUGCAGUGUCCUCAGACCAGCACAGGUCCAGUAUUGGAGAUUAGUCAAUACUACUGUUUCAACUUAAAGUAGCCACAUUUAUUCAUCUUGACAAACAAAUCUCUGUGAUCACUGUUGAUGGGAAAUGAAAGUUGUUUUGGUGUUUUCACAAGAGAACAUUUUUGAAAUUUCAAUGGUUUACUUUAAUGGAAUAGAAUUCAAUUAGUCAUUUAAAAAGCCAUCAAAAUUCUAAAUGCAUUUUUUUCAAGUUAACAUAUUGAUGAUGUGACAGUGAAACAAAGGAAAAUUUGAGUGUGUAUUAUGUUACAGGUAUCUUUGGCAAUAUAUAAUAGUUACAGUUUGGCUCGCUAAUACAAGUAAGCAGGUUGUGUUUCUUUCUCUUUUCAUUCUUUCCAUAUUCCAUAUUUCAAACACAUAACAAUUUGUCACUUGGUGUAACCGCGGUCUGUGUCUUCAGUACUGACCCAGUGUCCCCACAAUGUGACUCAGAAAACCAGUAAUUCUUUAACAAGUUAUUACAUGGAGACAUCUGCCAUGCCCUUUCCCCUUGUGCCCUUGUUCUGCAUAAGGAAUCUCUGCCCUCCUCUUCUCUUAUCUCCGGUCUGACAGAUUUUAUUGUUUACAAGAACAAAAAUCAGUCCCUUUAUCCAGUGAGCGUGGCUAAACUGACAGGCUGAAACCAAAGACAACUGCAUGGAAAGCUUUGAUGAUGGAUUAAAAAAAAAAAAAAUUGCGUAUACAUUAUGCUCCAUAUGUUAUGGUGAGUUCUGUAAAGCUGUAUCAUUCUAUAUUAACGGACAGGCCUAUUAUUUAUUCUUAAACAUAUUAGUAGCUUCUUUCAGUUCUGUGUUCAAAAAGCUCUCAGGACAAACGGCGUGUAUUCAGAUUUCCCCAAAAUUUGCAAGCAACAGAUGAAAAAAAUCAUUUUUUUUUUAGCGAAGGGAUGAGGAUAGUUUCUUGAUGAUUGAGUGUUUUUUAUUUUUAUUUUUUUCUUCCCCCCUUCAAACUCUAUAACGAAAACUUAUUUUUCUCUUCAUGUCAUUGUGGUAUUUGUCAACUGAAAGUGGACUAGAUGAGGUCUGAGAGUGGUUGCCUGUGUUUUUCUCAAAUAGAUUAUUAUAUAAAAUAGUAUCAUUUUAAUGUGAAUUCAUACUCAACUCCUAUGGCCUUAGUGACACACACAAUGCGAGUAUGCAACACUUGGGCACUAAUACAAUAACAACUUUAUAUCGAGACUAAAUGUGCAUGGCAAAGAACCUAUUACUGAAGAUAUUGGAAUGCACUAGGGAGUACAGUAGGGAGAUGAUUCAUAUCAGUGCUCACCAAGAAAAUGUGAAGCAUGCUGAAAUGUCUGUUUUGUGAACCAGAAUCUGUUGUUGUGACUGUGUGCAAAUUUCAAUCUGCCCCUUGCUGUUGUGUAAAAUUAGAGGGUAAGAGAAAGGCAUUUUUGAACAAAAUUUACAAAGGAAGCUUAUGUUUCCAAAGUCACUAUGUACAGUCUCCAUUAUUUACUGUGUAACACUUGAGCUGAUGUUUUUUUUUUUUUUUUUUUAAGUUACUUUAUGUUUAAUUUGAUUUCACUCCAUUCUGAUGUGGAUAAGCUCAGCAACAAUAGAAAGGAGUCAUCACAGGGUAGUACUCAAGCAACUAAGGACAUUGUGACUUUGUGAGUUAUUUCUGCUCUCUUUAUGAAUUCUGCACAGUCCAGAGUGGCCUUAAAUUCAUUAAUAA